Acanthaster planci (crown-of-thorns starfish) is the source of this 4594-nucleotide messenger RNA. RefSeq names its product leucine rich pentatricopeptide repeat containing (gene lrpprc). Gene Ontology annotation, molecular function: mRNA 3'-UTR binding; protein binding. The record is from RefSeq and is a predicted model, not a curated record. Gene Ontology annotation, biological process: regulation of mitochondrial translation. Lineage: Eukaryota; Metazoa; Echinodermata; Asteroidea; Valvatida; Acanthasteridae. Gene Ontology annotation, cellular component: mitochondrion; nucleus.
AUCAAGAUGGCGUCUUUGUUGAGAUCGUCGAAGAUUCUUCGAGUCGUUCCUGGUUUACUGCGAACCCUACAGGGACAAUCGAGCGCCCUGGGAUCGUCAGCAGGGCGACAGACGUUACGAAGCUCAGUUUCAUCUGUUCGAGAAAAUGUUAGGUUGGCGUCGACCACCACUGCUGUGACCCAGAGCUCUUACAGCACCCAGGCGCAGUCUCGCAUUGGCCCCGCAGCCAAAGCGGACAAUGAGUUCCGCACGGUGCUACGGCGUCUGGACGACAUGGUGCGCAGGACGGGCCGAAUCACCAAGAACCAACUGAUGUUGGUCUUUGACGAAGUCUGCAAGAUGGGAACAGCAUCCCCUAACCAGGCCCUUCUUCUCCUCCGGAGCUGUGGGUCUCUGCUCCCAGAAGUGCCCCUGAGUGAAAGGACGGAGUUGGUGCACAAGAUCUGGGACAGGCUAGCCAGCAUGGGUGUAACCUAUGAUGUCAGCCACUACAAUGCACUUCUCAAGGUGUACCUGCAGAACGAGUACAACUUCUCACCCACAGAAUUCCUUGCCAAAAUGGAGUCCAAGUCAGUGGAACCAAACAGGGUGACAUACCAGAGAUUGAUCAGCGCUUACUGUCUCCUUGGCGAUAUUCCAGGAGCUACAAAGAUCCUAGAGUUCAUGAAGAUAAAGGAACUGCCUGUCACCGAGGGUGUCUUCAACUCUCUCAUCACGGGGCACGCGAGAGCAGGGGACAUGGAAAAUGCUCGUAAUAUUCUUGAUGUCAUGAGGAAUGUUGGACUGGAGCCCAGUCAGGACACGUAUUCCGCUCUGAUGUGUGCUCUGGCUGAGAAGGGAGACAUCGAAGGCAUUGAAGAGGUGAUUCAGGAGGCAGAGUCCCAAGUGGGUGAGAUUGCAGACCGGUACUACCUGAGUGUUGCCUACAGCCUUGCCACAUCAGGCCAUGAACAGCACCUCCCCAAGAUUUUGGAAAGAAUACGACUUGGUGUUGGAUUUAUUCCAGAUACCAUCAACCUAUCACUCAGUCUCAUCACCCAAGGGCAGAUAGAAGCAGCCUUCUCCGUCCUCAAGCUAUUCAGUCUCCGCCAAGUAGCGACCAUUCCCAGCACCGAGCCUCCCAGUCAAGGCAGCUUCUUCAUCGACACCCUGGUGCAACUCGGAACGCCCCACGAGACGCUGUUCCAUUAUCUAGACACCAUGAUAAGCGAAGGUCUACAUGCCACACCGUACAUCGUAGCAUUGCACGUUGCUCUCAGGAACCAGGGAAGCGUUGUCACUCACGAGUACAUCCUUGGAAUAACAAAGCGAAUGAUUGAACUGGACAUACCUGUGCGACCUCACUACUUCUGGCCUAUGAUGACAACGGAGGCGAACCGGGGGAACAGUGAAGGUGUGCUGCAACUUGCAAAAGCCAUGGCCGACAUGGGUAUACAGUUGAAUAUGGAGACCUACUCUAAGUACCUGAUUCCUGCCGUUGGUGACAAGGCUGAGGUGGUGUUAGCCAGACUCAAGGAUCUUGGCAUGUCAGUGGACAAGCAAGUUAUUGCUGCUCUGUGCAGGCAUGAAGUCUCCAAAAACAGACUAGACAUCGUAGUUCAGUUCUUGGACAGCUAUCCCGACUUGGUGGAGGUAUCACUCUUCAGGACUGCUCUCAUAAACUCCUUUCACAGAUUCCCUCAGGUGGAGCCACUCGUGACCCUGCUGACCAAUAUGUGGACGCAGUUCAAGGAAGACCAGAACUUGGAGGUCAACAAACAAGACUACAUUGGCGGAGUCUUGUACGACAUGGUGAGAGCCAUCCCUGACAGCAAGGCUGUCAGCCUCAAACCUCACCUGCAGCUACUCUUCGACAAGCUUGCCGACCAGGGGAUCCACAUAGCCAUGCAGCGUUUCCGAGGUAUCCGCAAUGUCCUGGACGAGAUCAAGCUGAUGAUGGUCAAGCCCAAUGCCUACCGAUUGCUUGACCCUGCAGAGGUCAACGCCAACCCCAUGGGCAACAUCGACCUCCUGGCCAACAGUGACAUCUCCGUGGACCAGCUGGAGGCACACCUGACGGAGCUGAAGGAGAAAGGCGCCAACUGCCGAGGGAUCUUGAGACGCCUCAUCUUAUACCACACCGCGAAUAACAAUUACCAGCGAUCCGUUGAGUUGAUUGAAGAGUUCAAAGCCAGGGGCUACGAGUUGACGGGAGCAAUCUAUGCUUCCUUGAUGAGCGUCUGCUCCAAUCACCAACGUUAUGACGAAGCUUUUCAAUUCAAAAAGGAAUUAGAGCAAGCUGACCCGCUCUUCAGGCUGGAUAUGUCCAAGUACAGACCACUCAUCUGUCAUCUAGCCAAGAGCAAUAAAAUGGAAGAUGCUCUGGCCCUUGUUGAAGAGAUGAAAAAACGGGAUAUUGGAACGGACCGGCAGGAAAAGCAGUUGUUCCACCUGCUGAACGAGCUGGCCCAGGAGGGCCUGACUGGACAGACGCAGCAGAUCUUCGACAAGCUGGUCUCCCUGGGUCUCAUCCGGGUCAACAGUAACAUCCUGGGACCCGUCGUCAUGGCCCACAUUGUCAGGAAAGACAUAGCAGGAGCUCUGCAGUGCAUCCAGGAUUGCCAGACAAAAUACGGGCUGAUGCCACACUUCCACGAAAUCUUGGUCAAGUUGGUGGAGGACGGCGACACGGAACAACUUCAGAAAGCCAUGGAUUUCACCAGCCAUCACCACGGUGACAUCAACAUGCUGUACGACCUCAUCUUUGCGUUCCUGUCCACGGGAAAGUUCAAAGAAGCAAAGAAGAUCUUUGAGACCCCCGGCAUGGUGGCCAGAGAUCGGCGGCUGCAGUGGUACGCUGAGCAGUGCAUCAGCAAGAACCAGACCGAAGCCUUGGAGAACCUGGUUGCCAUGACCAGGGAUUUGUACGGAUGUGAUCGCGAUAACAUCCACUUUCAGUUACUGCAGCUCUACACGCGGCAGAAAGACCCUGACAAAUGUCUUCAAGUGUGGACCACCAUGCAAGACGAGGGAGUGGUACCAAAGGACCGGACACUGCGAUAUUUGGCCAACGUCCUGCGAUCCUACAAACGGCCUGUUCCCUUUGAAGUGCCACAGAUCACGUUAGAUGAGUUGCCUGAAAGCAGUUCAGUUGAUGAGGAUCCUGUGUCGAAUCUCCAGAAUAGAAUUAUCGCCAUAGCCAAAUCUGGGAACCUUGAAGGAGCCACAAGGUUACUUGAGGAGGCUCGGAGCAAGGGGACGGAACUCAAGAUGCCGGCUUACGAUGUCUUAAUGUGGGAGAACCUGAAACAAAAGAACUUGGAGGGGUUCUCCAAAGUCAAGGACAUGUGCAAAGAUUUCGAAGAUUUUUCACUUGGCAAGAAUCUCAGGAACAAGAUGAUAGUGGAGUAUCUACAGGUUGGAGACGAAGAAGCCGCCCACCAAGUUUACGACGAGCAGAUACAAGAUGGCAUAGCUCCUCUGCGGUCGGGAAUGCGACUCUUGGCGUCGUACUACGAAGAGAAGGGAGACCUGGACAAGCUGAAGGAGAUGAAGGCCAAGUACGAGGAGAAGACAGGAGAGAACUUCCCCAUGGCAAAAUGCAUACUCGGGGCCUACAUCCAAAGGGGAGACGUUUCGGGAGCGGUCAGCUUCAUCGAGCAGGAACUGGAGAAGGACUCGGCCCAGAUGCGACGGAUUGGUCUCAGGUCGUUUUUAGCCAAGCUCAUCCUGAAGGAAGCUGACAUGACAGAAGUGUUAGAGAUGGUGGAUAGACUGAAUGCUAGAGACAUGGAUGGUGCAGUGUGGCAGUUAAUCUUUGCACAUCUGGACUGCAACCAGGUAGAACAAGCCAGAGCAAUGGCCGAGAAAUACCCAGUAAUCAGAGAGAAAUCUUCAGGGUUGAUUGGUUACAUCAUCGCCAUGUUUGGACGGGAUUCAGACAUGAUCACUAAAAUCAACAAUGUCUUAGAGAUGACAGAGGGCAAAGAUUACCUUGACAAAUCGACAAUCUACUUCUACCUCUUCAAGGCAUACGACCAGGCCAAUGAGUGGGAAGCUGCGUCAAAACUCCGCGAGAAAAUGAUCGCAGAAAAUUUACCCAUAACCGAUUUUAAUCUGAAGAGACUUGCCAUGCUUCUCCAACGCAACAACCAACCCGUACCCUUUGAAGAACCCCCAAAUUCCAUCAGCCAUUACAGGGACCUGUCUAGGCUGGAACACAAAGACAACCUCACCGAGAUAGAAGAGCUGACCCCAGACGAGGAGGACGGCAGGCAAGCCCACAACAGCACCGACUAGGACUGGCACCCAGACCUCCGGAAUUUCUCAGUUCAAAUCAAUAUUGGAUGAAAUGUUCGCUGCGGUCAUGUUUGGGAAGUCCAUGUAGAGCAUGGUGCUGAAGUGUCUCCAGUCAGCUGCUGGUCAUUUUCAAGCCAGAUUUUGAUGUGUAUUAUGUGAAAUACCAUACAGUCCACUAACUGCUGCAAUAACAGAAUGCUUAAAUGAUAAUGGGGGAAAAUGAAUUGUCCUUCUUGCAAUUAGGCCAUUUUCCAAUACUCAACUUCGUCUCCGUCUCAGGCUUCCCAAAACCAAUCCCAGAUUGUGGGCCUGAAGC